AAAACUGGUUCACUUGUUUACAAUCAAGAUGGCUGCGCCGUGCGUAGAACAACCGAAAGGAGGCUUUUCAUUUGAAAACUGUGCAAGGUUUUUACAUCUAAGAGUUAACAUUAAAAUGAUAUUAGUCAUUAAAUAUCCACAAUAAACUCACACACAUAUUUUAAAUUUCAAUAAUGAGAUUUGUCAUAAUUGCAAGUCACCAUUGUUUUUAUGCCAUUCAUUGCUCAGCACAUUUGAUUGAAAAUUCUGAAAUGAUAAAAUGAUGAAAAUCAAAUUUAGGCCUAACUAAAUAAUGAUGGCUAUUAUUACUUAAUUAUUUUCAUUAUGUCUUAGUUUUAGUUAUUUAGUACAUCAGACUUAUUACUUAACUAUGCACUCUAAAUUUGGGAUAGGUAUAUAAAAUAUAUAUUGAUGCUCCCUACAGUGUUCAGAACAGUAGUGGGCUAAUGUUGAGAGAUCACCCCAUGAAGUCAUUUGCGUGUUUAUUAUAGUUGCAGUGAAUUAGGGUUUAGAUUAGGUUAAGGGAUCGAAUUAGGGUUCAGGUUAGGCAUAGGGAUCGAUUUAGGGUUCAGGUUAAGUAUAGUAGAUACUUUGGUCAAAAAUUUAAACAUUUUGUAAAAAUAAACCAAUGGCAUAGUUCAAUAGAGCUAAAUUUUUACAGCAUUAUGACACCAAAGUUAUAUUUUUAGCUGUUGUAGUUUUAAAGUUAUGAAUUUUUAAAGUACGACUUGGUUUGUCCUUUUUUAACAUGGACUGCAUCUCCACAUUCUGUGACCUCAUUCCGCCGAUCGCGUCAUGCGCAAUGACUAUAUAGUUUAUAUAAGGCUAAGGCAUUCCCUUAUCACUAAAAUACUGUUUAGGGUCGAUUUAUUUUAAACUUUCAACUUUGGCACAUGAAUAAUUAAUUAAAGCUUUCCCUGACCAAUGGUUUAAUAGUUUUUGCACACGGCAAACACUUAUGAAUGAAACUCUGAGAUAGUACUACGAUAUAGCCAUUAUGCAAGUGGCUGUGAAUGGUUGCCAAUGACAACGUGUUGCACACGGAAAUUUCUGAUCAUUUAUAAUAUGGACUCUACAUGGUUUUUAAAGCUCAAAUUAAAACAUUCCAGUUUAAAUGUCUUCAAAAUGCAUUCUGAAACACAAGUUAUCAAAUAUUUCGAUGUAUAUAGUGGUAAUAAUUAAAUAUUUCUUAAGUAUCGGCAACUUCCGCCAUUAAAAAGGGGGCGUGGCCCACGCCAUGUCAAAAUAAGGCUGAGCCCCCUUACGGUGAUAUGGGUCAUUGGGAGAAGCGUAGCGAACGUGGGACACGACCUACAUCAAUGAGAAUUGGCACAGAUAUAUAUCAAUAUCUGAUGCCUUACACGAUUUAAUAUGAAAGACAUGUUCCUUUUAUUUCACAAAAAAUUUUGUAUUCGAAGAUGCCUUAUAUAUACCAAAGAUUUUCAAAAUGAAGUUCGAUUGAAAAAAGCAAAAUAGUUGGAUGGAAAUGUAGGCCAAGAUGUCUUCCAAAUUAUAAGGCCGGAAACGGAACUCAAAUAUAUGUCCAAAGAACUAAUUUAAUAAUAAAUAGACACACACAUCGGAAAAUUAAAAACUCUGAUUUUUCGGCGCCGACGCCCAUUUCCGAUACAAAAAAAGUAGUAGUCUCCCUUGUUUUAUCGAAGUAUCUAAGUAUAGGGAUCGAUUUAGGGAUACAUUAGUGACAGAAUUAUCUGGUUGUUAAGAUGGCAGCCAUCGUGGGACAAUCUCUCAACUUUUACCGUUAUUUAGAGCAAAUCUCAAAUAACAAAAUGAAACCAGAAUCAACUUUCUAGCUUUAGUACUUUUUGAGCUAUGAAAAUAUUAAAGUGAGUUCUUCGUUUGGUAUUUUUUUGACCCCAUCCUGCUAAUCGCGUCACAUGCAACAACUCUUAUUUAAAUGAUAAUUUUAUUCAACUUUUAUUUUCAGGAUUAAUCAUAAAUGCUAAGCAUUAAAAGUUCUCAUUAUUAAAAUAAUUUUAACAAUGUUAUGCAAUUAUAAAUAAAUUAUAACAUAACCUAUCUACAGCUAUGGGCUAUGUCAUAUGCAUUAUUACAUUAAAUACGAUAUGGAUGUUCUUUUUACCAAGUCUAGCUUCCAUUUUAUUUAUAUUCUAUGGAAGGCAUUGUAAGGCAAGGUGUCCCUUAAAAAUAAUACUGGUUUUGGACUACUUACUACUUAUUUUGAACUUUCAACUUUUGCACGACUAAUUAAUUAAAUCUUUCUAUGACCAAUGAUAUAAUAAUAUAAUAGUGUUUUCAUAUGACACAUUCAUUCUCAUAUGAAUGAAACUAUGAGAAUAAUAUGGUAGUAGAGCACAUGCCAACGACUGAAUGUUUUCCCAUGACGUUUUGCACACUGUAAGUUAUGAUCAUUUAUAAGAUAGACUCUGUCAGGUUUUUAAAGCUCAAAUUAAAAUAUUCUUGUUUAAAUUACUUCCAAGUUCACUCUAAAACACAAAAUAUCAAAUAUUUUGAUGUAAAUAGUGGUAAUAAUUGAAUAUUUCCUAAGUAUCAGCAUCUUCUGCCAUUAAAAAUUGGGCAUGGUCACAUCCAAGUGAAGUUUGGCAGAGCAACCUACAUAAUAUGCUGCUCAAAUGUAAAACCAUGGCGUCUCUCAUUAAAAACAUAGCGCUUUUAAAAUUGGCACACAUGUAGAUCAAUAUAAACCUGAGGGUUAUAAUAAAAAUGAAGAGAGUAAACAUUUAACUUUAACUUAAUCUUAAUGAUGAAAGAUGCCUUGUAUUAGUCAAGGGUUUUCGCAAAGUUGACUCUUUGUAAAUGAAAAAGAAAUUGAUCAAAAUGUAGUCCAAGAUGUCCUCCAAGCCAAGGACAGUAACAGAGCAGAAUGGUGGGAAGAUGUAAUUAUUUUAUUAAAUAAAUAGCUCCAUCAUCUAAAAAUUUAAAACAUGAAUAUUGCUGCUCUUACGCCCAUUUCCCAUUAAAAAUUCUUUACUAGUCUCCCUUGCUUUACUAAAGUGUCUAAGGAAAGAUAAUAUUUUCACUCAAGUCACUGUUUGCUUUAUUAAUUUAACAUUAACUCAAAUUGUGUAGACACAGAUUAUCUAUUUGAAGUAAAUGUAGGAAAAUAAUCUUGCAUAGUAAUGAAACAAACAAUAAAACUAUGACGAGACCUGUAAAAGAUCUUUGUCUGCAUUUGACCCAUUUCCUCACAUUAUCUAGCUACUUUGGUAAAUUUGGUUGAAAAAAAAGGUUAAUUUAAAAAAAAAAAAAGUUCAGAUGUAUAGAGCAAAGAUCACUGUAAACAAUGAAUCCAGAAUCCACUUUCUAGCUGUAACUUAAGAGUUAGUUGUUUUUGAAAUGGACCUGGGAAUUCUAUAGUGCAGGUUUAUUUGUCCUUUUCUUAGGAUGGACUGCACCUCCACAUUUUGUUUGCAGUUCUCACCAUGUGCUAUAACAACUAGGGGUUUCAUGAGAAUUUUUAACAACUUUAAUUUUUAGGAUUAGUUCUAAAGCCUACUCUAACAUUCAUUUUAAAAGUAUUUUAUCAUUAACUUAUAGGGUGUACUCAGAUAAAAUUAUAAUGUGUACCCUUUCGGGCUAUGCAUUAUUGUGGGGCAUUGUUAUGCUAUUCUGUAAGGCUACCCUAAUUAUAGACAUUAUCAGCAAAGCAUCCAGUAAAAAAAAUACUGAGUAAGGACUUCUUCAAGUGCACUUUCAACUUUUGCCAUGACUUAUUACUUAACUAUUGUUGGCACUUCACAUGUUCUUUGAAUUUAUGAAUGAAGCUCUGAGAAAGAACCAACAUGUGGUGUACAGUAGAGUUUACAGCUAUAUUUAUAAUUAACUUUGAUUUUUUGUUGGAUAAUAUAGAAUUGUUAAAGUUACAUCUUGAAAACAAAUUUUUGUCUUGUAACUUCCCCAUCUUUGUAAGUUUUAUUUAGAACCUUGCUUGUAUCAUCACCUUUUUAUUUUGAAUUUAAUACAAUAUUUAUUUUGAAUAACUUUCAUUGUCAAGGAUUAUAAACAAAUUUUUAAUUUUUUAAAAGAAACUCAAGACUUGAGCAGCUGGGUCUGAAGAAACCAACAGCCUACAAGACUGGUACAACUAUCGCUGGCAUAGUCUUUAAGGUACUAUUAAAUAAGCAAAUUCGUACGGUCUUGUUUUUAAUUUCAAAAGUGUUCACCCAUUGGCCAACAUCAAAUGUUUCUGUGAAUGAUGAUUUUUUUUGGCCUGCAUGUCACCUAUUUUAUACAGGGCUUUAAAAUAAGGAACCUCUUAAACAUUGGCUUUGGGAAUAAGGUCCUCGAUAAUGUUAUCACUUUAGAUUUUUUUUACAUUGUUAAAGUGGCGUGGUAAGCCUAACAAUUUUGAUACAUGUCAAAUGAAGAAGAAUAUAAAAUGAAGUUAAAAGUUGCAUAUUUAACUCACUUGGGUCAAUGAACUGAUUGGUUUUUUUAAAUCCCGGUUGUACAUUUUAAUUAAAGCUUUCUAUGACCAAUUUAAUAGUGUUUUAAGGGGGGGGGGGAAUGUAUUCAGUGUAUAUAAUGUAUAUGUUACAAAAUUUCUUGUUACCAUUUUUCUGCUACCUGCUGAUGAUAAUAUUUAUAAUAUGUCCAAUAUUUAUAAUAUCAUAAUAUUUAAUUUAAAUCUAAAUAAAACUUUUAGUUAAUUUGUGGUUUGUUUUCAUAAGGAUGGAGUUGUUCUUGGAGCUGACACACGUGCAACAGAGGACACUGUGGUUGCUGAUAAGAACUGUGCCAAGAUUCACUACCUGUCAGAUAAUAUUUAGUAAGUUAUAUUUUUUGUUCAGAUUUUGCAGAACAAGCAGUAGUUUGCUCAAAGGAACUAAGUUAAUCUUUUGGUUUAUCAAUAGUUAAAAUUAUUGUUUUUCCAAGCAAUCGAGCCAAGGGGCUCAACUUCUUGAUCCUUAAAGGAUCCUCAACUUGCACUAUGCCUUUAGAAUUUUGUCAAUAGGUGCUUUAAAUGGUGCACGAGGCACAUGAAACCUCUUUAUUAAGGAGAGGCAGAGAUCUUGGCUAAAUUUAAAUGAGGGCUUUUUAUUGAUAUUACCGACUGAGAGAGAAUAACCUCACAUAAUCCCCUAGUUGAAAAGUUCUCUUAGUACUGUACACAAAGACAUGUUUGAAGUAACUGAUUUGGAAAUAUAAUUAGAAUGAUGCAACAAAAUAUUUUUUUCAGAAUGAAAGGUUAAAACCAUUUUCAAAGAAGUAAUUUAAUAUUGUAGCUUAUAAAAAAUAUUGUUUAGAAGAUAAUCAAUUUUUAAAACCUGAAUGAUUGCAAUUCAUUGCUACCAGUAAAUAAACUGGCCAGGUAACAAUGAAAAUACCUUGCACAAAUGCACCCAAGUUGAGUUACCAUUACAACUAUGUUUUCUGUGUUACAGUUGCUGUGGUGCUGGCACAGCUGCAGAUACAGAGAUGACAACACAGAUGAUCUCAGCAGAACUGGAACUUCACAGACUGAACACUGGUCGGAAACCCAGAGUGGCAACAGCCAAUCGACUCCUAAAACAGAUGCUUUUUAGGUAAGUAGUACAAAACAUGGACUAUCACUUUGAGUCUUAUUUUGUUGUAAUAUUUAAUUAAUGAGUAAUCGCAGUUAAACAAAUCUAAAUACAAGUAUUAAUUCAUUCUAUUUCUUAAAUUGGGUUUAAAAAAGAAAAUUAGUUGGGACUGUGUUUAAAGUAGUUUUAAGGGAUGGAAUAAAAAUUAGUUGUAAAUAAUAAUGAAAAAUUGUUUUUUUAAAUGGACUAGGUACCAAGGAUAUAUUGGAGCUGCAUUAGUACUUGGUGGUGUCGAUGUAACAGGCCCAAACCUCUACAGCAUAUGGCCUCAUGGUUCAACAGACAAGCUUCCCUAUGUCACUAUGGGUAGGAAAUACUAUUUAAACUUUGUGGUUUAAAAAACUGUCUGUCUGAUGCUGUUAAUUAAGUUAUAAAAAAAAUUAAUUAUUUCGAGUCAAGGCAAACACAUUCUAAAGAGUGAUUUUUGUUAUUUGAGUGUUAGUUUUUUUCUACAGCUAUAUAUUCAACACUUUUCUGUUUUCAGGUUCUGGGUCCUUAGCUGCUAUGGCAACUUUUGAAGAUAGAUUUAAGCCAGACAUGAAUGUAAGAGAAACAUAUUUCCGAGGUUAUUGAUUGAACUGUUGCUUCAUAAGUUGUAGGGUAAUUUAGGAAGUAUCCAUCUGUUAUAGUGUGACUAAAUUGAAUAUGACUCCUGAAUUUCAGAGGGAAGAGGCCAUGAAACUAGUCCGUGACGCCAUUGCUGCUGGUAUCUUCAAUGAUCUUGGCUCAGGCAGCAAUGUGGAUCUUUGUGUUAUAACAAAAGAUAAAGUGGAGUACAUUCGACCCCAUGAAAUAGCCAACCAAAAGGGAGUCAAGUAAGUAGAAUACCAACGAAUUUCUUCUUCGACAAUUCACUUUGAACAUUAGUGCAUGCAUUUUCUUUUCUUAAUCAUAAGUUUGAUAUAGCAAUAUUUUCCAAUCUAAUGAUCCAUAAUCAGCAUAUUAAGUACCAUCAUAGUCUUAAAUUUCAAUGUCCAAGGUUUACUCCAGUAUUGAAUGUUUCAUUAAAAUAAUAAUAAGUAUUAUUUAAAACCCAUUAUUUUUUUUUUUCAGGCAGGGCAGUUAUCGUUACAGGCGUGGAACUACCGCUACUCUUUCUUCGGAGGUUAAAAAAAUUGAAUUGGAUGUAUUUGGUACAGAAGUCAAGCACCAGCCGAUGGAUACUCAAUAAAGUUAUUACACAGUUUCUAAACAAUGUUUAAAUGUUUCUUAUGUGCCGUCUCCUUUUAUGUCAUUAAAUAUUUGAUUCUAUUGUGUAUGCUGGCCCCAAAAAAAACAAAUAACAAAGGUUUGUUUAUCUGCCAAGAAAGAUAGUUUUGUCUGCGUGUGAGCUAUCUGGACUGCGUGGCCUGUUUGGACUUCAGAAGCCCUGGACAGAUGGCUUUCACUGCUUUGAGUUAUAAAAUAGUAUUCUGAUUAAUGAUUGGAUAAACAAUAUUUUCUCUUUUGACUUUUGAAAGAAGUUUAUAUUACAAGACAUAAUUUGGGCGUGAAAUAAAUGAGACUUUUCAAAAUUUUAUUUUUUACCAUAAUUUCAAAUCUCACUCACCGUAUUUUUUCUGAACAGUUUUCAUCGUUAUUACUUCUUGUAGUUAAGAAAAGGCCAUUUCUGUGCAUCCAUCACCUACCACUGGCUAGAAUAAACUGUUUAAAUUGUUUUGUCUGACUGAAUAUUUGUUUAUUUUAUUUACAGAAGGUUAUCAUUGCAUUGAUCAUGUCCUUGACAUUGAAAAAUUGGAAGGCAAAUAAAAAAAAAAUUCAUGAACAAUCAUAGAUUCCCAUUUGUUUGUGUAUUUAUUUAAAUUUUUUUUAGAGAAGACAUAAUUGACACAUUUCAAUAUCCCCAGCAAACAUGAUUGACACAUUACAAAAUCCCUCUCAGUAAACAUGAGACACAUUCAAUAUCCUUCUUAGCAAACAUGAUUGACACAUUCAAUAUCCUUCUUGGCAACAUGAUUGACACAUUCUAUAUCCUUUUCAGCACACAUGAUUGAAAAAUUCAACAUCCUUCUUGGCAAACAUGAUUGACACAUUCUAUAUCCUUUUCAGCACACAUGAUUGAAAAAUUCAACAUCCUUC
Lymnaea stagnalis (great pond snail) is the source of this 7646-nucleotide messenger RNA. The record is from the annotation of a GenBank genome assembly. NCBI's taxonomy places the organism in Eukaryota, Metazoa, Mollusca, Gastropoda, Lymnaeidae.